Messenger RNA from Dovyalis caffra, 1443 nucleotides. The record is from the annotation of a GenBank genome assembly. Lineage: Eukaryota; Viridiplantae; Streptophyta; Magnoliopsida; Malpighiales; Salicaceae.
AUGGCUCGCCUCUUAAAGUCUCGCAGAGUGAUCACUAAUCAACACGGACAGCACAUCAAUGAGAAGAAGAAAAAGAAGAACAGCAACAAUAAGGAAAUCUAUAGAGAGAGGCCAAAGAGCUUUGAUGAAUCCAUCCUUCUCACUCAUAACUCUUCAACGAACAGUCAUGAUUCCAAAUCUUCUUCCGGAUCCUAUACUAGCUCAUCUGUCUUUUCGGGAUUUGAUUCAGAUGUACCAAGUGAGGCUGCGGAGAAGAAAGCUUAUCCUCUACCUACACCUUCGAGUUUGUCUUCUGAGCCAUCUAUGAAAUACAAUGAAGAACUGACCAUGUUUGGUUCUGAAAUGGUUUUGCGUUCAAGCACUAAUUCACCUGUCUCCUUUUUUCCUACUUCUUCUAUUGAUGAUGCUCCUGUCCAUGAUCAUGAGGAUUUUGGUCCUUUCAGCGCAGUUGAAGAAACCAAGUGCAGAAACUCAUGGACAAGAACUUCCAGUCCUGGAUCAAAAGCUUUGACAGCUCAUAGAUCACCUCUGCCUCCAAUUUGGGAUGCUGGUUUUGAGUCCCCAAGUAAAAAGCAAGAAAACAACAGGCAUCCCUGUCAUCCUUUGCCCCUUCCUCCCAGUUCUCCUACCAAAUCAUACCUGAAUCUCCUGUCAAAUUGGAAGAAGGGAAAGCUUAUAGGAAGAGGAACAUUUGGCCAUGUUUAUGCUGCGUUCAACAGUGAAAAUGGACAAAUGUGUGCAAUGAAGGAAGUGAGGGUUAUUUCUGAUGAUCAGAACUCAAAUGAAUGUCUCAAGCAAUUAAAUCAGGAGAUAGCAUUGGUUAGUGAGCUCUCACAUCCAAACAUUGUUCAAUAUUAUGGAAGCAAACUGGGUGGAGAUAAGCUCUCGGUAUACUUAGAGUAUGUUUCUGGUGGUUCAAUCCAUAAAUUGCUAGGUGAGUACGGUCCAUUCUCAGAACCCGUAAUACAAAAUUACACCAAGCAGAUUCUUUCUGGGUUAGCUUACUUGCAUGGAAGGAAGACAGUGCACAGGGACAUCAAAGGUGCAAACAUACUGGUCGAUCCUAAUGGCCAUAUAAAGCUCGUUGACUUUGGCAUGGCUAAACAUGUUAUAAAGAACACUAGUGGUUACAGUCUUGCCGUCGAUAUAUGGAGCUUAGGUUGCACAAUUCUUGAGAUGGCAACUUCAAAACCACCAUGGAGCCAAUAUGAGGGGGUAGCUGCAAUAUUUAAGAUUUCAAACAGCAAAGAUUAUCCUGAAAUCCCCAGUCACCUAUCAGAAGAUGCACGGGCUUUUGUUAAACUAUGCCUCCAGAGGGAUCCAUCUCACAUACCUAAGGUAUUUUCAGGCAAGAUCAAUGUAGUUCAGAUAUUCACAAUUCAAUCGGUUCAACCCACGCACACAGAGCAACGAAGAACCAAUGAGAAACCUGCUGGCCGGUAA